This is a messenger RNA of Echinostoma caproni, 348 nucleotides long. Lineage: Eukaryota; Metazoa; Platyhelminthes; Trematoda; Plagiorchiida; Echinostomatidae. The record is from the annotation of a GenBank genome assembly.
AUGUCCACGAUUCACCCAUCGGCUCCACAUUUCCGCGGUCCGAUCGGAUUGCGGAUAGCCGAAUACAUGGAUGAUGAUCCCUGGGCUGCCAGCAUUCUGGUAGCCGAUUCCAGCGCUAAUGCCGAUCUUUUGCGACAACUUGAAGCUGGAUGUCGCCUUGAGCCGGAAUCGUAUCGAAUGGAGCGGGUACAACGGCGUCGAAAUCUUGAAACGGUCAUCGAUUUGCAUCGGACUCCUACAGUACGCUCGAUUGGACUAAGCCGAGCACAAAGUGAAACCGAUUCAAUCGAUACGUCGUUUACCACAGUGGAUGCGGAUGAACAAGAAGAGGUUGAGGAUGAGGACUAG